This is a messenger RNA of Penaeus vannamei (Pacific white shrimp), 3749 nucleotides long. NCBI's taxonomy places the organism in Eukaryota, Metazoa, Arthropoda, Malacostraca, Decapoda, Penaeidae. The record is from RefSeq and is a predicted model, not a curated record.
GUGAUGUUGCCAAACACAAAUCCUUGCUGGCUCGGUGUAUGGACAACAUCCGUGGAAAUAAGGAGCGCAUUGUCGUUUUGACCCAAGAGAGAGAUAUUGCUACGAACCAACUCCAGGACAAGAUAAAGCAACUGGACAUCAUGAAAGAAGAGCAUCAGAAGGAAUUGGAUUCCUUACGUUCAAGUAUGGAAUCCUCUGCCUUGAGUAUGGCAGAGACCAAGAAACAGUUGUUUGAGGAGUUACAGGCCAAAGAAGCAGAGACAGAGAGGAGUAAACAAGCUGUGGCUACCUUGGAAAAGCAAAUCGAAGAAAGGGAGUCCAGAUGGCAGGAGGAACUUCACCACAAACAGCAGGAGAUACAGGAAAAGGAGCUGACACUUCAGGAACUUCAAAACAGUGAAAGAGCUGAUGAUGGUAAAGAGCAGGACAGUGAAGCUGCUGUAGCUUCCAUUAAACAUGAGGUAAAAACAAAGAUACAGGAAUUAGAAUCAAGAACCCUAGAAUUAAAGGAAUCAAGAACUGCCUUAGAAACCCAGUUAAAUGAAAUUGGCCAAGUUAAACUGCAGUUAGAAGAGAAAAUACAGCAGUUAAUGAAAGAGAAAGGAGAGCUUGACAAUAGUGUCUCUUGUUUGAACAGUGAUAAAGCAGAGACAGAACAAAUGUUGACUGCUCUGAAGAGCCAGAAAAAGGAGCUGGAGGAAAAUGUGUCUGUAUUAGAAAGUUCUAAAAUUGAAAUGGAGGGUAAGAUUACUGAUUUAGAAAGGUGUAAAAUUGAUAUGGAAGAAAGAAUUAACUCUCUUGAGAAUUGCAAAACAGACCUAGAAUCCAAACUUUCUUUGUCUGAAAGCUCAAGGGAAGAACAGGAAGGCAAAGUAUUUACAAUUCAAAAGUAUAACUCAGAACUAGAAGGUAGAAUAUCCACUUUAGAAAGUUUGAAAAUGGAAUUAGAGGGGAAGAUUAGUGGCUUACAGAGUGCUAAUGAUCAAUUAGGAGAACAAAUAAGAGAACUAACUGAUAGUAAAAAGGAUCUGGAAGCCCAGUGUAAGGAGGUGAACAUGAAGGAACAGGACCUCCAGAGGCAGGUUGAAAACUUGCAAAAAGUACAGUCAGAUUGUACAGAUAGUGCUUCAGCUGCAUCUCAGGAAGUAAUGAGGCUAAAAGAAACCAAUGAGAAGCUGGAGGCUAUGCUUUGUGACAUUCAAAAGGAAAACAAUGACCUCAAAGCUGUUUCAGAAGCAUUAAAAACAGAGAAGGCAAUUGUAACAGAAAAGGUAAAUGAGCAACAGAAAACCAUUGAGGAGACCUUACUAAAACUUAAUGAUCUGCAAGCAAGAUUAAAUAUAAGUGAAGAGAAAAAUACCAAGCUCAUUGAGGAAAUAAAGAGUACAUGUAAUGAAAAGAUGUCUCUUCAAAACCAGCUUGAGGAACAAGAGAAAGAAAGGGAACUGCAGAAGCAGGCUCAUAGUAAAGAAAUUGAAGUUUUGAAGGAAGAAAAGGAAAAUAUCAUGAGUUAUUUGCAGCAGACCAAAUUGGAAAAAGAGGAAACUAACCAGAAACUCUUGAUUCUUGAGAGUGAAAAUGAAGAUUUGAAAAAGGAGAAGGAUCAGCUAAAUGAUGAAGUAAAGGAAUCCAAGGAAAGCAUGGACAGCAUCAGCAAGCAAGCUUUUGGUGAGCUUAUUACUUUAACUGAGAAGAUGGACAAGCUUAACAAAGACUGGUCUAUUCAGAUGGAGGAAAAAAACAAAAUAAAUGAAGACCUUAGUAAGAAGGUUUCUGAACUGGAAGAAAGUUUGAAAGUCAAAUCAGAUGAAUACAAGGAAAGAGUGGAAAAGCUAAAUGAGGAAUUGAAGACAUAUGGUAACUUGAAUCAGAUGAAUGAAGAUAUGAAAAAUGAACUUCAGAUGAAAGAAGACAAGAAUAAAGAGCUUGCUUGUAAAAUAAAGGAUUUAGAAAAGAGUUUGCAAGGUAAGGAAAUAGAAUGCCAGACCUUACUGGAUAAUGUCCAGAAAGGAAAUGAAGAACUUAAUAGCCGUGUAGCAGAACUGGAGUCUGACAUUAACAGCAGAGAGGUUGAGCUAACAGCUGCAGGUGAGGAGAAGAACAAGUUGAAUGCAUUGCUAGAGAAAGCUAAAGUUGCAAUGGGGAAGAUGCGCAUGGAGCUGACAGCCUUACGUGAAGAAGAGAUAAAGGUGAAAGAAGAAGCAGCUGCAGCGAAGAAGAAUGCAGAGAGACUUGUGGAAGAAGUGAGAAGGUUGACAGAGGAAAAUAAAGAAAAAGAAGAAGAAUAUAAUAGAGCUAAAGAAGAUAUUCUGAAGGCUUCUGUUACAGCUGAGGGGGAAGUUUCUAAAUUACGGGAAAGUCUUGGAAAACUGAAAGAAGGUUAUCAGAAACAUAGUAAAGAGCAGAAUGAUAAAAUGUGUGAAAUUGAAAAAAUCAACCAGACUCUAGAAACCAAGAAUAGUGAUCUGUUGAAAACCAUCAGUGAUUUACAGGCUUCUAUAAAACAGAAGGAUGAGAAGAUUGAGAAAUUGUUGAGUGAAAAGAAGACUCUACUUACAGAGCUUGAGAAAAGGGUUGAAGAUUUACAGAAUGAAUUGAAGUCUAAAGAAGAGUCAUUGAAGAAAGUUGUAACUGAGUUUGAGGCUAAGACAGAACAGCUGGAGGAACAGAUGCACAAUAACGAGGAGUCUCUGAAGGUGAAGAUUGAGAGCAGUUUACAGGAGAAACAUGAUUUGGAGAAGAAGCUAUCAGAACAAGUUCAUGCCACAAUGUCAGCAGAAGAACGACUUGUCAGGCAGAUGGAGGAAUCGGAAAGAAAAAUGGCUGAAUUACAGGAGACCUUCACCAAAAAGAGCAAAGACAUGGAGUAUUCUUGGGAGCAAAGGCUAAGGUGGCACGAAAUUGCUGAUUCUCUUAGUGCCAACACACGUUAUAUUGCUUUAUACAACAUGAUGAAAAUCUCAGUGAAAGGAUUACGGUUAUUGAAGCGACUAUGGAAGAAACUACUUCGAAACUUGCGGCGUCAGAAGCUAAGUGUGCGGAGCUGGAGGAAAGGCUCCAGCAGACCACGGCCUCCUGUGAGACCCUCACGCAAAAAAUAGAUGAGCUCACUGCCGAAAAUGACAACCUUACCCAACGAGUGGAAGACAUGGAGAAAGAGAAGGAGGGCACAGCCAAGACUAUAGCAAUGUUGGAGUUUAACAAUGAGCAUAACAAAGACAAGGUCCGAAACAUGGAACUUUCCAACAAUGACCUAAAGGAAACAAUAGCAUCCCUCAUGAAGGAGAAAGAGGAGCUAACAAGGCAGCUAAGAGAAGGUGCCUCUGGUGUGAUAGACCAAUACAUUAAAGAGAAAGAUGAAUUAGAGGAGAGAUUAACAAAGGAAAAGGAUGAACAACUGGAGAAGUAUGUUAAAGAGGACAAAGCCCUCAGAGAGCAGCUGGAAGGCCUCAUGGAGAUUAGACUUAGUUAUGAGAAACAGAUUAAACAAAUUGAGGAAAACAAUGCUGCGAUGCACAGAAAGAUCGGUGGCGUACAGACAGAGAGGGAUGUUGCCCUGAAAGAGGCAGCCCACACUAAGUCCCAAAAAGUUGAUCUGGAGAAGAAAUUUGAUGAUCUCACUAAGGUUAAGAGCACCAUGGAAGAAGAAAUUAUUACACUGAAGGGGACCAUUUCCAACCUUGAAGAGAAAUUAUCAUCACAAAAAAAACCAGGUGCAGACUCUUAAUGAGAACAUCAACACUCUGAAC